Messenger RNA from Penicillium atrosanguineum, 951 nucleotides. RefSeq names its product alpha/beta hydrolase. NCBI's taxonomy places the organism in Eukaryota, Fungi, Ascomycota, Eurotiomycetes, Eurotiales, Aspergillaceae. The record is from RefSeq and is a predicted model, not a curated record. The transcript has a single exon. Bases 1 to 951 code for a protein of 316 amino acids.
AUGACAGCUCGCUUCCACCAAAAGUUGAUUCUUAACGAUGGCCGAAUCCUUGGGUACGCAGAAUACGGCAACCCCACCGAUUACCCCCUCCUCUACUUUCAAGGCUAUCCAUCUUCACGCUCAGAGGGCUGGGGGUUUGGUAAAUGGCCCGAAUGCCAUGGAUUCCGUCUCAUUGUCCCAGAUCGGCCGGGGUUCGGACUUUUCAGCUAUCAGCCCAACCGUCAGAUUCUGGACUGGCCAGCUGAUGUGCAAGCUCUCGUGUCACAUUUGGGUCUGUCACAAUUUGCGAUCUUAGGCUAUUCCGGAGGUGGUCCAUAUGCUAUUGCAUGCGCUUACCUGCUACCUGCAUGUAUUCUAUCGGCAGUGGCAGUCGUGGCGGGGGCGCCUCCAUGGGUAGCGGGGAUAGAGGACGUGACUGUUAGCAGAAAACUUCUAUCUCGCGCGGCGAUCUAUUGCCCAGGAACGCUAGAAAUGGUAUCAAAUCCACUUUUCCUCGCCCUUCGAUGGAUUGCGGAGUCGGGCCCAGUGACAAGGUGGCUAAAUAAUUGGAUUGAUGGCAUGAAGCGUGAGAAAGAGAAGAAGGCACAUGAACAGCAAGACGCAAAAGAGGAGAGGUUGUCGACAGAAGAGGCUAGAAAGCGCAUGCUAAGCACGUUUCUCGGAGUCUUCGUACAAGGAUUUGGCGCAGCUAUACAGGAAGCACGUUUGCUGUCUCAAGAUUGGGGGUUCCGGUUUCAGGAUGUGCCUUAUAGCGGUAUGCGGAUUUGGCAUGGCACGAAAGAUGCCAAUGCGCCGGUUGAUAUGGUGCGCUAUAUGGUCAAGCGGCUUCCACAACCUGUCUUCCACGAGCUUGAAAAAAAUCACUAUACAAUAGGCCAUCACCUCGAGGAGGUAAUAGUUGACUUUGUCAGAAACAAAGUAGGAAAGGAUGAUGAUGGGCCUUGUUUGUGA